AUGCAUUACAUCAUUGCUAACAAACAUUUUCCUGAACAUCACUUUUCUCUGUCUAGUUUUGACUCUAUCCAUGGAACUUAUGGAGAGAAUAUAUACCAGACCCCAAAUGUUUCUGGCACAGAAGGGGGAACUGUCACAAUGAACUGCAGUUUGUUCAAUGAAUCCUUAGGACCUGUUAAGUGGUACAAGGGAAAAAAUCUGCAGAAGAUCAUUUACUCACAAGUUGAAAGUGACAAAUCUGAUACACGAGUAAACAGGACUCCACAUAAAGACUUAAAGAGAGAGACUGAUUUCACCAUCACAUUUACUAAUAUUACCUUAGAGGAUGCUGGGACAUAUUACUGCGUGAAAUUUAAAUCAAACAAGGACACUGCUGGAGAAGUAGGAUCAGGAACCCAACUUUAUGUGAACAGAAAACCUUCCCCUCCAUCAAUUUCUGGGCCAACUGAGAGAGUCCUGCUUCAUACAAAUGUAACAUUAAGCUGUAGAGCUGUACGAUUUUACCCACCAGAGGUCAAUGUUACAUGGUGGGAGAAUGAGAUUGAACUCCUGGGAUCCAAAUCAGAAGUCAGUUCAGAUAAUGGAAGUAUGGCAUACCAAGUACAAAGCAACAUCACUGUUGUAGCAAGAAUAAACACAUCUGUCACCUGCAAAAUUAAUCACGCACUGUUAGACCAACCUAUAAAUUCAACCUUCAAAAUAAACAAUAUUGUGAAAGGUAAGCUCUGUAUUCUAAGCUGGUAUUAUAGAUACUCAGAAAAUAGACUUCAUGAAAAUGUACACAUGAACAUACAGAUCUAUGUAUUUACUUUCAUGGACACUGCAAAAGGACAUGCUCAUGCUGUGUGA
Protopterus annectens (West African lungfish) is the source of this 849-nucleotide messenger RNA. Its product is annotated as tyrosine-protein phosphatase non-receptor type substrate 1-like. Lineage: Eukaryota; Metazoa; Chordata; Ceratodontiformes; Protopteridae. Gene Ontology annotation, cellular component: plasma membrane. The transcript is spliced from 3 exons. Bases 1 to 849 code for a protein of 282 amino acids. The record is from RefSeq and is a predicted model, not a curated record.